Messenger RNA from Myotis brandtii (Brandt's bat), 2205 nucleotides. RefSeq names its product interferon, lambda receptor 1 (gene IFNLR1). The coding region runs from base 1 to 1539 and encodes 512 amino acids. The transcript is spliced from 7 exons. Gene Ontology annotation, molecular function: protein binding. The record is from RefSeq and is a predicted model, not a curated record. Lineage: Eukaryota; Metazoa; Chordata; Mammalia; Chiroptera; Vespertilionidae.
AUGGAGGAGGAGAAGUCAGAUCUUGCAGCUCAGGUAGUAUUUGCACAGGAGAAGGAAAGGAGGCCCCAUCUCGCCCCUCCCCAGAACGUGACGCUGCUCUCCCGGAACUUCGGUGUGUACCUCACUUGGCUCCCAGGGCCCGGCAACCCCCAGAAUGUGACCUAUCGUGUGGCCUAUCAGAGCUUUCUAGCAGCCCCUGAACGGUGGCGAAAAGUGGAAAAGUGUGCAAGAACCAAGGAGCUGACGUGUUCUCUGAUGUGCCUGGAGAAGCAGGACCUCUUCAACAAGUUCAAGGGCCGUGUGCGGGCGGUCUCUCCCAGCGCCAAGUCCCCCUGGGUGGAGUCCAAGUACCUGGAGUACCUUUUUGAAGUGGAGCCAGCCCCACCCGUCCUGGUAGUCACUCAGACAGAGAAGGUCCUGAAGGUCAAUGCUACCUACCAGCUGCCCCCCUGCAUGCCCCCGUCGGAUCUGAAGUAUGAGGUGGAUUUCUGGAAGGAGGGGACUGGGAACAAGACCCGAUUUCCAGCCACUUCCCAUGGCCAGCCAGUCCAGAUCCCCCUCCAGGCGGAUGCCAGUGGAUACCACUGCCUCAGCGCCAGAACCAUCUACACCUGCGGUGACCCUAAAUACAGCGAGUUCUCCAAGCCCACCUGCUUCUCCCUGGGGACCCCAGGAGUCCACUGGGCAUUCCUGGUGCUACUACCACUUCUGCUGCCGCUGCUGUUGGUUAUCACCACGGGCUGUGUGAUCUGGAGGAGCUUCAGAGGGAACCCCUGGUUUCAGCGGGCAAAGAUGCCACAGGCUCUGGACUUUUCUGGACACAGAUACCCCGUGGCAACCUUUCAGCCCAGUGGCCCAGAGUCCCUGGAGGACUUGACCCUCUGUCCCCAAAAGGAACUGACCAGAAGGGUCAGACUGACCCCUAGAGUCAGGGCCCCAGCCACCAUUCAGGCCGGAUCAGAGGACGACGAUGACGAGGAGGACGACGCAGACAACAAUGUCACCGUCCAGCCCUACAUUGUGCCCCGCGGUUUCCUGGAGCAGGAGCACCAGACCUCCGGGCACUCGGAGGCAGGGGUCCAGGUCGAAGGCUGUCCUGCUUGCGAUGCUUCAGACAGAAGCUGGGCCAGCACUGGCGGCUCCUCCCUCCUGGAGGAGGCUGGGUCCUCUGGCUAUUUGGCCAAGAAGGGGCCAGGCCGAGGGCUGGGUAGGAGCAGGUGUCUGGAGCCUCUCCCAGUCCCCGAAUUCUCCAAGGACUUGGGUUCUCUGGAAGAGCUCCAGAGAAACAGCAUCUCCUGGGCCAGCUGGGGCUCCUCCUCACCGAGGCCGGAUCUGGUCCCCGGGGAGCCUCCAGUUUCUCUUCGGACACUGACCAUCGCCUGGGACAGCAAUGCUGAGGAGGAGGAGGAGGAGGAAGAGGAGGAAGAGGAUGGAGAGGAAUCAGAAAUUGAGGACAGUGGUGCUGGAAGCUGGGUGGCCGACAGCCUCCAGAGGACCGGAGCCAGGAGUAGGACGCUGGGGCAUUACAUGGCCAGGUGAGCUUCCUGCCGAAUCCGGUGCUACUGAGCUUCCCAGGGGCCCAAGACGCCACAGAGACGAGGCCUGGGAGCAUGGUCCUGGGGCAGCCAUGGUUCUUGCAGCGCUUCCAGAACCCCAGCUAGAGGCUGUCAGUUGGCUUGAGCAGUAAGAAGCCACUCCAUCCUGUGGCCCACCCGCCCUGGGCUGAGCCACAAGAGGACUGGAGAAAAGGAUGGGCUCAGCUCAGGUCACCCCCUGUCCCUGGACAACACGAAACAGGUGAGACCAGGUCACUGGCAUCAAGGGCUGACACCACCAGGGCCAUCUGGGCUCGGGAGAGGACAUUCGGAGGCUCAGCUGUGUCAGAGCCUCCUGCCUUCCUCUGGCGCCUUCCUCCCCGAGGCUUGGCCUCCUGACUCAUGAGUUCCCCCUGGGGCGGGCCCCCAAGAGGAAAAGUCUAGUUAGCAGAGGGUGCUGGAGGGGAAGGGAAAGGGCGGCCGUCAUUCACAUCCCAGGCUCCAGCUGUGGAGAAUGCUCUAGGCUUACCGUCGGGCAGACCCGGGUCCAGAUCCCGGUUCUGCCACUUCCUGGUUGUGUGCCCUUGAGUAAGCCGCUCUCCUUCUCCUGGAUUCCUCAUCUAUGACUCCCACCUGGGGCGGGGGGGGGUCCUGAGAGCGAGGUGUGCGA